Pelobates cultripes (western spadefoot toad) is the source of this 22119-nucleotide messenger RNA. Lineage: Eukaryota; Metazoa; Chordata; Amphibia; Anura; Pelobatidae. The record is from the annotation of a GenBank genome assembly.
GCUCCCCCACACUCGCCCCAACAGUCCCAGCCCAAACUUUUUGCCUGUGAAAAAUGAGAACAUUUGGCUCCAAUUAGAAGGAUAGUUGGCAGAGAUAAACUAACAGAGCCUUUUUUUUUUUUUAAACCAAAGACUUUACUUCUUCAGUCUGGAGAGAGUGAGAAAGGAAAUCUGAAAUAGGCAGAAGAAGUAGACAGAAACUCAGCUUAGAUAAUGCUCAGGAGACCAACUAACAGAGGCAACAAUAUUGCAAGAAAAUCAGCGUUCUAGAGUGAAAUCACUGUGUAGACAAAAGGGAAAAAAAGAGGUUUGAUAAGGGUAACGUGCAGAGAGAUGCAGAAGAUGUAAGGCAGAGUUGCCAAGAGACAAGAGCCACAGGGACAAAAAAACCUCCCUAUCUGUAGCUAGAAGGGCUGAGAAUUAAGCAGAACAGUGAUGGUGGAAUCCAGUUAUCACUUUACUGACUGAUUGCGAGAUAAAAGCCGGAAUACUGUGGAGGGGGUUUUGCCUUUAGGUGAAGUUUUGCUCUCAGAGUGUUUUUGGGAAUACACAAUGGACCUCCACGGACAUGGAAACACAAAUUCUAGGUGUGCAAAGGGAGCCUUGCUUUUCCUUGGACUGUUGGCUGGGGUGGUUUUGGUGACUGGACUUUUCAACCCUCCUGCUUCACCAUCCAGCAGAACACAGGUAAGAGUUAAAACCACAUCAGAAUCCUGCUCAGACUUGCCUUAAAGGGAAAUUGUCUGUUAAACAACCAGGUAAAGUUUAACCACUUAAUAUGAUGCUAGACUAAAUAUAAUUUUAAUAGAAGGUAUUUUUUCCCUUUGGUUUUCCAUUAAAAUAGGAAAUUGAUUUUCUUUUCUUGUAAUUACAUGCAUAGUUUUGUGUAACGUGUUGCUCAAACAAUGAUUUUCUCAUGUUACACCAUAGCAGUAAAAUGUGUCAGAAGCUGGUGGUUCUAUAGUCAGGGUUAAUAAUCCAUGACUUGCAAUGUGUCAGAUUUUAUUGUGUCUGUUUUUGGUUUCCUCUUGUACUCUUUAAAAAAGACCAUAAUGCUUUCUUGAAGCGGUACUAUCACUUCCCAGAUUUUUGUAAUAUUGUGUUAAAUUAAGCCAUGUGUAUUGCAAAUAUGUGUUUGUGAAGUCUGAAAAAUAACAUUAAAGAAACAUUCCUAACACCUAAAGCAUUUUAUCUUGCUAAAAUGCUUUAUUAUUAUUAUUCUCGCCAUUUAUAUAGCGCCAACAGAUUCCGUAGCGCUUUCCAAUAUUAUGAGAGGGGGGAUUUAACUAUAAACAGGACAACUACAAGAAAACUUACAGGAAUGAUAGGUUGAAGAGGACCCUGCUCAAAUGAGCUCACAUUCUAUAUGUGAAGAGUAAUAGAGGUCCAGUCACUCCAAUGUUCAAGACAGGUACUUUAUUAGGAACCACCAUGGUGGUUCCUAAUAAAGUACCUGUCUUGAACCAAGGAGUGCCUGGACCUCUAUUACUUUAUUAAUUUUUGGAAAUUAGGUGUUUGAUUUCGGUUCAGCAAGCACCCUGGCUCAGAUUUAUGGGAGUGAGUGCAGUUCCACACACACUACUAUAUGUGAAGAGUGUCUAUUUUCAUUUUACAACAAGUGCAGAUUUCAGUAGUAAUUGGCACUUUUUAAAAUUAAUCUUAUUACAACCCCCAUGCUGUCAAAAGAAGACAAGGCCGCUUUUUAAAAAGGACACAGACGCUAUAACCAUUUCAUCUCAUUGAAUUGGGUAUAGUACCUAGAUUUUCCUAAACCUGUCCCUCGAUUCAGUGUUAAAAUAGUUUUGAGAAGUUUAAUAUUGAAUGAGGGUCCUUGAUUGGUCACAGUCCAGCCCCCACUGGAGGGAUGUCUAAGAGAUUAUACACUUCCUUAAUCAAACCCAUUCAUAAUUUAAAGUGCCAAAAAUAGCCUGAAUUGCAGUUUUUCUCAAAUACAAUUAUUUUGUUUAAAAUGUUCCAUUCCUUUAUUUCGAUUUACUGAAAUUCAAUAUUUAGUGAAUAAAAUGUUUAAUUUAGGGAACAUGCCUGUCAAUACUUUAAUUCCUCUAAAAACUGUGAAUGUUAUUAUCAGGUGACUAACAUUUGUCUCUCAUUCAUGGGCGUCCGCAGGAAUUUUUCCAGGGGGGGGCAAAAUUGUAAUGACAUCCAUGCUUGGUACCUUUUUACACUAUGUGAAAUUAUAGGGGCAUUUCAGCUCUUACGUUAAGCUUUUAAUAAAAAUUAAAAAAAUAGCAACCAUAUUUAGCCAUGUAGCAAUGUUCCACUUCAUAUACUCCCCCUCCCCCCAAAUUCUGACUUCCAAGUCCACUCGCGUUAGUAGAAGAUUAGUUGUGUGUCUUAAAUGCACGCAGUAAAUUCACAUUUGGCCGAACAGCUCUACAGUUGGGUCUCCAUUGAACUCAGAUGCUUAACUUGUAGGGAACCCGCCUCCUCCAAGAUGGCAGUGAGUGUUCCAUUGGACAAACUAAACUAAGGCGAGCUAAAUGUAUAAUCUGGCAAUGCAACCCCAUUAAUUCUUCCUUAUGAAUAUCUUGGUGGCAUUAGUUCUUUUCAACAUGUUCCUGUGCAGAGCAGGAGGAAGACCCUACUUAGCCAGAGUGUGGCACCACUAUGGGGUCGUGAUGGCAGGGCUUAGAAGGAAGCGAAACAAAGCUGGGCCCAAUAAAGGGAAAGGACUCAGCUACAUCAGUCAAAAAUGGAAAUUAACUGUCUGACCCAAAGGGAAGAUUUUUUUGAAAAUAUUGCAGAGUAAUUUGCACCUCUUCUGUGAAGUUUUUUUAAUGAUGAGAAUGACCAAUGAUACAUAAUUUUAAUGUUACUUUUCCUUUAGUAAUAUUAUGUUUUUGCACCAUAAAUGUAUGCUAUUCUCCGUUGUAGAAUAUUCACACAAUAUUGUUAGUGGUGUGUUUGUGGAGGUGCGAAAACUCUUUGUCUCUGUGUGGGCCCCCCUCCCCCCACCCUGUUUAUUUUAAUAAUUGCCCCCAUAAAACACUUAUGGGUGAGGACUAGGGGGACAUUAGGCCCCCAGUUAUUUUAUUAAUAGCCCUCUACCACUACUCACAGGUUAGGAGCUGAAGAGACACUAACAUGUCUCCAACGUUUGUUAAUUUUUUUUAAUUUUAAAAUGACCUCAUCUGAUAUUUUCAAUGUAAAGUAGUGGUGUGGUGUCAGUUGAUUGUGCUUAUGGCCUUGUGCUGACAGCAGUGCAGGAAAUUCAUUCCAGGUUCGAACCUUGAGGGCUGUUCUAAGCACCGUGACAGCCCAUUAUGUAAUAAGGGGAACUGAGCCUGCAGGACCAGGUGUUAUGUCUGAAUGUUUAUCCUACAAAUGAGAUCUGUUCCAGAGUAUAAAUAGAUCCAGUUACGUUAUGUGUCAAAUGUAUUCUCCUAAGAAUCAAGAAUCUAGCAAUUUGGCAGACCAGACAAAUUGCAUGGAGUACCCAGCUGUAAUAAUGAAUGCAGCAAGACACAAAAUGAAAUACAAUGAAGCCUUGUUUAAUGUACAGUUGGAAUUGCAAAUGUAGGAGCUAAUGAGUGUUGCUAUGCUUUAUUUUUGAUCAUGCAUUGUAGCGUUCUGUUAAAGGGACGCUCCAGACCCCUAAAGCACUUCAGCUUGCUGAAAAGCGUUAUGGGUGAAGAACGAGCCCUAUAUUUUAUUUUAUUUUAUUUUUUGAAAAUGUGUUUUAAAGAAGGCCAAAAUGAUCUUACAAGAUUGCUGAAUUUCUCGUGAACAGGGAUCUUGCUGGUUUCGGUUCUGGACUGCCCUUAUGAGCGGGAUCAGUCUCAUAUGUAAAUAUUAUAGGAUCUCUUGGCACAAGUGAGCAAAAGAUUUUUUAUUUUUUUUAAAGACCAGUCGGGACUAACCGAAGGGCAAGCUACUAAGUUUACUUGCAUCCUCGGUGUCAUAUUCUUUGUUUCUAGGUAAAUUGAUUUGCAUAGAAUUGCAUUAUUAAAAACCCAGGGAUAGAGCUACAUGCAGAAAUAAAAUAUUUUUUCUCCUAAACUAGACAGAGAACUACAGCUUAAUGUACCUACCUUAAGUGGGCACGCCGCAGACGGCCACUAGAGGUGCUUCCUGUGUCAGUGCUGCAAAGUGUUCAGGUUCACGUUAGUUUAAUGCAUCUCAAGGUGGAGAUGCUGAUUGGCGCAGCUUUUCUGUGGGAAAACAUUGGAUUGGAUGAGAUUGUCAAAUUUGAUGAUCUCAGCCAUGGUGAGACUGGCGCAGAACUAGGAAAAAGGUGAGUAAAUUCACAUUUUUAAAGGCAGCCAAGGGGGUUCGGAAACCUAAAGAGUGAUUUUACCACUAUAGUGUCAGUAAUACGUUUGUGUUCCUGACACUAUUGGGUUUCUUUAAACUUACCUUUUCUCCAUUGCUGCAUGGUUCUCACUGUGGCUGACGCUGUUUCCAUGGCUGAGAUCAUCAAUCUUGUUUGGCAAAAUGCUGCACUCUUCAUCAUCUCCUUAUAUAGAUGCAUUGUAUCAAUGCAUCUCUAAGAGGAGUGUUCAGCACCAUGCAGAGAGUGGAGACGCUGAACGCCAGACAUAGAAAGCACCUCUAGUGGCCAUCUGAGUGACUGCCACUAGAGUCGUUACUAAUCACUAAUGUAAGAUUUCUCUGAAAAGGAAGUUUGCAUUGACAGGCUAUACAGGGCCAGAUUAACAUAGGGGCUGAUGGAGCUGCAGAUCCAGACCCAUAGAAAAGGCCCAUUGCAGUCUGUAUAACAGUUAGUAAGAAGAUAAGGAGAGGAGUGGACAAAUGAGUAUUAGUUAGAAAGCGUGGAGCGAGCGCAUCAUUAGACGCAUUUAUGCCACGCUCAGGGUGCUGCCUGCAUGGUAUUCCCUUAGUUGGCAAGCCUGCAUGAUUUUCAGGUGGCCUGACAUGCAUUUACACCAGGCUGACCUUCUAAAGUCUCAGGCAGAUUUUUUGGGGGAAUGACUACCCCUUUGGGUGGUUCUGGUUACGUGAUUUGCGUCAGUGGCCCGCCCUUUUACCCCGCCGGACACAGCAUUUAGUGGGUAUGAAUUUAUUUAAAAGAUGAAAGCAAGACAUUAGCAUAGAGUAUGUGUUUUAUUAAAGCUAUAUUCUGUUAGUUUCCCUCCAGCACCACCCCCACCAGAUACAUGACGAUUGGGAGGGAUAACGGUUUUAGUGUUUUCUGUCAAUACGAUUCUAUAAUAAGGCCAAUCAUUGUCAGCACCAGGCCCAAUGGGCUCUUAAUGUGGUCCUGAGGCUAUAGACACCAGAACCACUACAUUAUGCUGUGUCUCUUUAAACUGACAUUUUAAUAAUAUGGUAAGACAAAGAAAUGAUAGUCAUCAUUCAUAUACAAUGAGAAUUUAUGUACUUAUAAUCUCUAGAGUAAAGUCUAAAGCAUAGCUUUCCAAAUGUUUCAUGCUGGUUAUACACUUUUCAGGCAUGGCAGCGGUCCAGACAGUGUUCUAAUUCUUAAACACAUCACUUCAUGUAUGAUCCCUUGACCGUCUCUCUAACACUCUGACCCCUAUUCACAAUAUGGUAAUAUAAUAAACCCAGCUCAAUUUGGCUCUUCUCAACUUAUUUACUGUUGGUUGCUGCAGCUGCCAGGCUGGUUGGCAGGCCUCUUUCUUACCUAAACCCCUUAAUGUUUCUCUUUUUCCCGUUCCCCUCUGUAUGUCUCUUCCCCCAACCCUUCUGUGUGUCUCUUUGUCCCUCCCACGGCCAAUUUGUGUGUCUCUUUGUCCCUCCCACAGCCCCUUUAUGUGUUUUUGUUUCUCCCACAACCUCUUUCUGUGUCUCUUUGUCCCUCCCACUGCCCCUUUCUGUGUCUUUGUCCCGCCCACAGCCCCUUUGUGUGUCUCUUUGUCCCCCUCAGCCCCUCUGUGUGUCUCUUUCUCCUCCCUCAGCCCAUCUGUGUGUCCCCUUGUGGCUUCUCGGUGUGUUUUUGCCCUUUACCUAUGUUUACCUCCCUCAAUGUAGUAUGGCCUAGCAGGCGAACAGCAGUAGAGGAGCUUCUAUUUCCCCUACCCGGUCUAACAGGAAGCAGUUCUGUGCUCUCAGUGAAGUUCCUCUACUGCGGUCCACCUGCUUGGCCACACAACAUGGAGUGACUGGCAGAAGGGGAGCGCUGUGCAAUGCACUCCCCUUCCUGUCAGACACCUCAUUUGCGUGACACACUCAGACUGUGUAGCCGACACACUAACGUGCCGAGCCACACAGUUCAGAAUGCUGUGGUCUAAAAUAUCAAUUAGGGUGAUAUGAACAUAGGAAGAAAAAGAACAAACUGUUUUAUUAUUCAAAAACUUCAAAAGCCUUCUUAAUUAUUAUUAUUAUUAAGAAGGUUUUUGAAGUUUUUCAUUUGAAAGCGUCUGAACAAACAGCACAAACUUGUCAGUGGAGAAAACAUGAGUCAGCACCAGAUUGUCCGUUGCAUCAAUGUUAUUGUAAUUAAAGUGCAUAAAAUCUCUUAAUAGAAAGCAGGUGCUGUCAGGGCCAGAUUUGCCAAUUGGCAGAGCGGGCAGGUAUCUACUAGGGUUGCCUAACUCCGACUUCAAAUAUACAUUUACUUUUCAUUUCAGAUUUGUUUGGGGGUGGGGGGGGGGAUUCAGACUUUUUCACUUGUCAACGUGGUAUUUACAUAACCAUUUUUUUUUAUUUUGGGAAGGAGGGAAGGAGUAAGACAUUUGCUUCCUGAUUCUCUUGGAGCAAGAAACAGAGAGCUGCAUUGUUUUAUGUGCAUUAGGACAACGGAGAGUUCUGCAUCUGCAGGCAAUUGAGAUGUAGAUUCAGGCCUGGAGGCUCUGUAAAACGUCUGUACGAAAAGCUGAUAAUCACAAGGAUUUUACUUUGGUAUUGAAACAACUUUCUAUUUUACUAGUGAUAUAGAACUACUAACAUGGUGGUUAUUAUUAUUUUUAUUUACACAUACAUUUUUUCAUGCUUUUUAUUUAUUUUUUGUCCAUUUCCCAACUAUCAGCAUUUGCACAUUAUCGGCCAAUCACAACUGUCCAUCAUUGUUUAAGUCCCUGCAGUUAAAUCUGUCUAGAAAAUCCAGUCUGUGUUCACUAAUGUCUUUCAUAUCAGGAGCAGUGAUCUUACUUUGAAGCAGAAAAUAUUAUCAUUGUAUCUUUAAAGUGUAUUUACCGUAAGAUAUGGUGACUUUUCCAAAUUGUUAAUGCUUUAAAAAAUGUGUGUGUGUAUGUGUGUGUAUAUAUAUAUAUAUAUAUAUAUAUAUAUAUAUAUUUAUUUAGUUAGUUAUAAAAUAUUUUACCAGGAGGGAUACAUUGAGAUUCCUCUCCCAGUUUCAUAUAUGUGUAAAGCAAAAGAAUACUUUUAAAAUUCAGUUGACCUUUAAAUGCUAGAGCCACAGAUGACUUUGUUUUCUUUCUUUAAUUAAAGGAUCCCUCUAAGUACUAUAACCACUACAGUUCUUUGUAUUGCUUAUGGGACCAGGGAACCCUGACACCCUCCCAGUAUAAGCAGUCAAAUGAUUUUGAACAAUUUGACUUCUUAUCUGGGUUCCACCAGACCAAUCCACCCCAAACACACACACACCUCCACUACUAUCUCCCAAGAGAUGAAAGUUCCUCAGUAGAAAGAAACUUCUUCCUCAGAUAGUUACUAGAGGUGCUUCCUGUGGCAGUGCUGUACAGUGUGCAGCACUGACAUUCAGUAUCUCCAUCCUCAGCAUGGAGACACUGAACUUUCCUCAUAGAGAUGCAUUGAUUCAAUGCAGAGGCGUAACUAGAAACCAUGGGGCCCCGGUGCGAAAAUUGCCUUGGGGGCCCCCCAUACAUCUAUCUCCUACCCCCCGCCCCUCCCCACACAUGUAGACACACACACACAGAGACCCAUACAUACAGACAUGCACUCAGACACACAUACACUUUCAGACACACACAGACAAACACACACACACAUAAAGACACACACUUAAACACAUUCAGACACACACACAUACACACACAAAUUAUUAAUAAUUAAUGUCCACCCAGCCUCACUACCUGAAGAGAUGGCAUGGAUCUGUCCCUGGGGUCCAGUGGGGCUUCAGUGCGGCGGGUGGCAGAGCUCCUGUCAGACACGGCAAGGGAGCUGUGUUCUCUCUGCUUUGCUCCCUCGCAGGCUGUUUACUGAUGCCGGGAGCUGGAAUAUGGUGUCAUUUCACGGCUCCCGGCAUCCGCAAAUGGCGCUCGAGGGAGCAGAGUAGAGAGAACACCGCUCCCUCGCAGCGUCUGACAGGAACUCUACCGCCCACCAGGGAGGUCCAUUAGGUGGCCAGUGGCCAGUGGCCCACCUCUUGGGCCCCCUUAUGUCAGGGGGAACAAGGAGGACACGACAUCUAGGUGGCUCACGGUCACAGGGGUCGUGGCUGCAGCAGGGUCCCCUGCAGUGAGGGGCCCGGUUGCAGCAGCGAACCCUGCGACCGUGGUAGGUACGCCACUGAUUCAAUCAUCUCUAUGAGGAGAUGCUGAUUGGCCAGGGCUGUGUUUGGCUUCGCCCCCACUCCCUUCGCUGAGAUCAUCAGUACUGACGAUCCCAGCCAAUCUAAUGCUUUCCCAUGGGAAAGCAUUGCGAUUGGCUGAGAUCAUCUAUACUGAUGAUGUCAGCCAAGGAGGUGGGGGUGGGGCCAGAUGCAAAUCACCUUUCUAACUCGAGGAAAAGGCGGCCGGCCACCUAAAUGGUGGUUUUAGAACCAUAGUGCCAGGAAUACACAUUUGUGCCCCUUUGAGGUGAAAUAUAAUUUCUAUAUUCUUAGUGGUCUUCCAGAGAUUUGAUUUAUUUCACAUUGAUAUGCAAAACAAUAAAUGUUUUAUUUUUAAGAUAAAAAAAUAUAUAUAAAAUAAUAAUAAUAAUAAUAAUUCCAACUGGUUCAGUCUCUCACACAUCCUAUUUCUAUAAUCAAUUUACAUUUUACAGGGUUACUUACUAAAAUGAGAAUAGUUAACUGUGCUUCUAGAUCUGCUGCUUUGGCCUCUAAUUUGACAUUUAUUUUGAAGUCACAUUGAAUUUCAGACAAUUUUCACUUUAGCAAAUAACCCUGUUAGUCAUAAGAUUUUGUGAUUAGGGUUUCCCCAGAAAGGGACGAUAACAAUUUUUCAUUUUUGUUUCAUAACGCACUGCCGCUCUUUCUUCUGAAAUGUUAACCAUUAGUACACAAAGGAUAAGCCUCACUUCCAAUAUUUAGCAGGAUCUCCCCAAACAUUGGAGGGGAAUGUAUGGGUCCAAGUAAAAUAUUUACUCCGCAGCCCCAUCAAUUUGUAUUUGUCUUCCUGCCAUGGUACAGGACAUUGUACUUUACAAGUGGGUUAUUGAAGCAGAUCUAAUACAUCUACUGUGUUUCAAAACAAAGUACAGAAUUUUAAUGCAGCUCUAGCGCUCUCUAAUAGCAGUGCUCACAAGCUGGCUAUGUCGGCGUUAAUCAACAUACAGUUCACUAACCUCAUGCUCUACAGGAAUUUAAGAUCUUACAGUUAUGCUGAAUCACACAAAGUCCUCAGAGAAAUGUGGGCCUCUAUAUCGAAGUUUUCUGGAAGAUUGAGAUAAGAGCCAAAGUUUGAAUAAAAAUUGCUGAGCAGAGGGGCUUGUUUGGCAGCUCAACAACCAGAACAACACCGUCAAAGUACUAUUAAAGGGACUGGAAGAUUACCUUUAGUUCUAUUAAAUCAGGGACGCUAACCUAUUUCAGUGGGAGAGGGACACCCAAAUUAUGUACAUGCAUUAGCUUGGUGACCAAUUCUUCAACUGGAAAAUAAGCUCGGUAAUCAGAUUGUAAUGUACUUCAUAUUGAAAUUUAGUAAAAUUAUUUUCACGCCUUUCAUUAUCCAAAGGAUCUCCACUGCAGUAACCUACUAAGAAGGGGGCGGUGGGGGUAGUCCACCUUGUGUGACAUGUGGGUGCACACAGCACCCUUUUGUGGCCUGUUGCGCCGGGCCUGGGUAGAUUUUGCUAUCUUCUACCAGGGUCUAGUGGGGGUGGAGGGAGUUACAACACCGAUAAAGGCAGCAGGUGUGAACCACUUAUGCUGAUGGUAGAUAUAACAUAACAGUUACAGUGCACUAUAGUUGUGAUGGUGGUUGGAGUGUUUGUUUAAACGGACUUGAAUUCUAUAACAUAUAGCAACUCAUCCAGUGAUUGUCAUCCUUCCUAAUGAUUGCUACUCUUGCAGCUCUUAUAAACUCUUUACUUCUUUCUAAGGUAGAGUCUACGGUGGCUUCAAUAUCUGCCCUUAAACUGCCCCACCACCUAAGGUCGAAGCGUUACACGUUGACUCCAGGUCUGCUAAAGUGGGACCACUUCAACCUAACCUACAGGUACAUCAAUCUAGUUAUUACCAAAGGUACAUUAAUAGGUGAUUUAAUAUGGUGGAUCCAUCAUCAUCAUCUUCUAAAGGGUCUCCAUAAAAUAUUGAUAAAGUUAUUUAGAGAGACCCAAAUAUAGUUUUAUUGCAUGCAAUCACAGUUUAUUAUUACUGUUUCAAAACCAAUAUAGGUGUCACAUUUUAUUAAACUGUAAGCUCUCUAAUGUUUUCAGUAUAAAUCGCUUAGAGUUCAUUAUGUCUCUCACUAUGCUAAGACAAUUACUGAAACAUUACGACUGGGUUUCUACAAACAGAGAAGAAAGUCUUUGAUGUUGCACUACACCUCGCAAUAAAAUAUACCAUAAAAGCCAAAACAAAAUGAAAUCAAUCUGCAGUUUGUUGUUUUUUUGAGAGAGAGGGCAAGUAGAUAACUAGUUAAUUGGCAAACUGUAGGCAACUUUACAGUAAAUGAUAUUUUAAAUGUGCCAAUAUAACCAUUUAAGUGUGUGUGUGUGUGUGUGUGUGUGUGUAUGUAUGUAUAUAUAUAUAUAUAUAUAUAUAUAUAUAUAUAUAUAUAAAGGUGUGUCUGUAUGUAUUGUGAUUUGAUUUAUAUACUGUUUAGUUAUCUGGGGAUUUGUAUAAUGUAUGAAAACCUGUACAGUAAAUGACGCAUAUUUCAUGAGAAAGGGGCUUCACUUUUAAUCAGAUUUUAUAGCACAGUGUGUUUACUUUAGAAAUUAUCUCCUGCUCUGUUAAUUGAACUUAACAGGAGGCUGUUGCAGGCUCUAGGAGGCAAUUAACAGAGCAGGAGGAAUUCUAAAUUAAGUGCAUUGUGCAUAAAGGAAAGAUAAAAUAAAAUAGAUUCUCUAUCAGAAAGUGUAUAGGGAGGCUGUGUGAGUUGCUGCUUGGCGAAGCAGAAAAGGUAUGAACGAAGUGAUUUAACUUCUAAAAGGCAGAGAAUUUAGCAGUGAGACUGCAGAGACAUGAAGUAUGCUCCAAAACCAGUACGUGAAGCUGAAGUUGUUUUGGUGCUUAGUGGUCCCUUUAAUGCUGGAUUUAGUAAGUAAAAAUGUAAGAAUUUUGUUUUGGGGGGGGAGGGGAGUAUAUUUACAGCUGUUCCAAAAUGGCAACUACCAUAAUACUUAACCUGCAGGACUAGGCAAUACACACCUACAGUAGUAGACAUCUAUGAAUUAUGUAAGGCUUAUUCCCAAUUUAAAUAGCAUUUGUCCAGUAGUAGUAUCUGAUAUAACACAAAAUAAAUCUGCUUGGAACAUGAGGGAAGAAUGCACUGAGCUCACUCGAUAAGGCAGCAUGCCCACACGUGCUUAUAGAACAAAGCAAACAUUACGCACUACUUGCAAUAGCUUAGUCUGGGUUUUACGGUUAUCUGAGUAUCAAGUUAAUAGUAAAAAAAAUUAAGAUAAAAGAGAAUAUAUGACAUGGGGCGUUACACAUGUUAAGAAUCACUGAAACAAGCACAGCUUGAAAACUAAAUAGAGCCACGUAGAAUGUAUAUUUUCAAUGAACUGCCUUUCCCCAGAAGGGAUGCGUGCAGACAGUAAUUCUGGUGUUAAUUCUUCACCUCUUAUCUUUCUGUUACUAUUAUAAUCAGUAUUUUUCAUUCCCAGUAAAGGAUUCCCCAUAGAAGCAGGGUGUCUUUAGGGGAUCUAUCCUCUGAGCGCAUUCCUUAAAUAUGGGACAGAGCAAAGAACACAUGUAACACAAUAGCCAAGAUGUACAGUGUUGCCACCUAUUGUAUAUUCUAAUCCCACAUCACACUCUACUUAUACCAUAGCCAUUAGGUUUUUUUGUAUGUGUGCUCCAAAGAUUAUUCAGCAGGUUUUUUUUUUUGGGGGUGGGGGGGCAUGAAGGGUUUUCACCGUUGGUAUCUUAUAUAGCUGUCAACUGACAAUGUACCAGGAUUGGCUGUACGGAGUGCCCUUGUAUCAGCAAGGGGAUGUCAAAGGUCAAACGGCCUCCAGCCAAUCAACAGGAAGCAUGCAUAAAUCCAAUAAGAUUUAACCAUUCAAAAGUUACAAACAAGGCAGAUCCAACACCGUCAUAAACCCAAGUUUGACAUUUUUAUACUUUUUAGUAGUUUCUGUAUUUUUUUUAAUUCUUUAGUACAGCCUGCUCCAUCGCCCUCCAAAAAGAUGACUGAGGAGACAGUUGGCAAUAUAUACAGAUCAUUUUUUGAUAAUCAAGAUCAUCAUUCUUGAAUAAACAUUCUACAGUCACUUAAAAUAACAUUAUAUAUAUAUUUUUAUUUUUUUCAGAGUUGUGUCAUUCCCAAGGAAUUUGAUCAAUGAAAGUGACACCAAAAAGGGCAUAGCUGCAGCGUUCCGCAUGUGGAGUGAAGUGUCAGCAUUUCAUUUUAAGGAAGUUCCCGCAGACGAAGAAAGUGAUCUGAAGAUUGGUGGGUGUCUGCUCCGGAAUGUGAGCAGAUUAUAUAAAUUAUAACAAACAUUAUUAAGCACUACAUUUUUUGUGUUAUAUUAGAAAUCGAAGGACAUAACUUUUGUUUACAGUAAUUCAAAUACAGAUAAUUAUAGUAGACUGAUGUCAUGAGCCAUAUUGGUAUAAAACAGACAAAUAGUUGGUAAAAAAACAACAACAUUUCUAAUUACUGUUUGCACAGUUGGCAUAUUAUGAUGGCGAUAUUAAAGGGAUACUAUAGUCACCAGAACAACUAUAGCUUAAUGUAGUUGUUCUGGUGCCUAUAGCAUGUCCCUGCAGGCUUUUUAAUGUAAACUAUACCUUUUCAAAGAUAAGACAGCGUUUACAUUGCUGCCUAGGAACACCUCUAGUGGCCACACCACAGAUGGCCACUAGAGGUGCUUCCUGGGUCAGUGUCAAUCAUGUUAAACCUAUUUGUGUUGUAUUUUCCUUUUGGCUGCUAAUGUUUUAGAGAAGAGAUGGACAGUUCAUGUACUGUAUCUAGAUUCCACCAAAGUUUCUUACUGUGCCACGGGCAAAGUUAGUCUAAAAAUGUCAAUGAUUCGAACAGAUUCGAGUCAUUGCUAUAAAUGUCAAUCAAAUUCUGAUAUGUAUAGAAAUAUUCUAUGUUCUGAUUUUAUUCUUCCUGUUUCCAGGAUUCUAUGGAAUUAAUCAUACAGAUUGCUUGGAAUCGCGGAUCCAUCACUGUUUCGAUGGAACCACAGGAGAACUUGCACAUGCUUAUUUCCCCCAAACAGGAGAAAUUCACUUUGAUGACAGUGAAUACUGGAUUUUGGGAAAUACUAGAUUUAGCUGGAAGAAAGGUAAAUUAAUCAUCUUUUACCUGCAUCUGGUCUUUAUGUAUCUAGACCAGUAGUCCCCAAACCAGUCCUAAACGCACACUAACCAAGAAUUUCCAUAGUUGUUUCAAUAGGGAAACUGACAAAAUCUGGACUGAUGGUGUAGGCCACCGUUGGAACUCCAGAUGUUUUUGACUACAUCUCCCUUGAUGCUUUGCCAGCAUUACGACUGUAAAGCGUUAUGGGAGAUGUAGUUCAAAACAUCUGGGGUGCCGAACGUUGACUACCCCUGAUCUACACUAUAACAAUUAAUGGUAGUCUGUGUGUUCUAGAGAUAUUGCUUCUUGAUACAUACUAAAACAGUGAGUGUUGUUACAAUAUGGGUAACCAUGAACAUCAGCAUCCAAAAAACAAACACUCCAAAAUCAGAGUGUAUGUUACAGGGAAUAACUGUGUGUUUUUACACUUGAUUGGGCCAGUAUGGUCUCAGUCGUUUGACUUAUUGCUAGUUUAUAUAAAGUGACUCUGUUUUGUAGGCGUGUGGCUGACUGAUCUGGUCCAUGUGGCAGCCCAUGAGAUCGGACAUUCCCUGGGGCUCAUGCACUCUCUCAAUAAGAACGCCCUGAUGCACAUCAAUGCUACACUAACUGGAAAAAAAGUUAUCUAUCAGGACGAUGUAUGGGGAAUCUACAGUUUGUACGGUAAGUGCAGACUACAUGUAAUCUGAAUAAGGAAUUCAUUGUUUUGCCUACUGUCUUCAGGGUGGCUAGAAACAUGUGUUUGUAUCCUAGAUUUCAUUUCUACUGUCUUUGAAAUCUCAGAGAGAAUAUCCACCUAUGAUAAUUACUAAACAUUUUGCUAAAGCUAUUCGGUGCUGUGUCCUCUAUGAAUUCAGUAAUGAUCGAUAUAUUGUAUCUGGACACAGAACACAUUACUGCAGUGAUAAACCUGUAUUCCUGGCUAAACAUGGUAGCAUCACCUAUGGGUAACCUCUGCUCUUGCUGUCAGUACAAGGAUAAUUAAAUGAAUCAAUCAACAAAUACUAUAAAAGCCCACCAUUACCUCAACCAUCCAUACACACCCACCCAGACUGACACACAAACACAGACCAACCCAUACACACAUUCUAUCCCACACAAACAGAUCCCAAACACACACACACACAGACCAUCCCAUACAAACACAUGCUGCCCAUACAAACAGACACAUACCAACAUAUAGAUAUAUAUAUAUAUAUAUAUAUAUAUACACAUACAUACACAUACAUAAACACACACACACACACACACACACACUGACCUAUUAACACAAACACUGACCCGUUCAUAAACACACAGACUGACAGCGUGCACAAUCAUCAGCAGUUGCCUGGAUGCCUCUCUUUCCCGUGCUGCGCUGAGCUGAGCCUUUUACUCCCUGUCUCUCUCCCUGUGACCAAGAGGAAGUGAAAUAUAAUAACUUCCUCCCAGCACAGUGCCCAUCUGUUUGCACACAGAUCAUGGCUGCCUUCGCCCUCCCUCUGCAGUUUGCUGGAUAUGGAGAUGUUUGACCUCCCCACUAGCCCAGUAAGGGAGACAGAGCCCUACCUGGGCUGGUGCUGCUCUGCCUACUUUUUCCUUAGCAGGAAUGGGGAGAAAGAAACCUGACGCCGUUCCCACGCGUUUCUGCAGGACUCAAGGCCUGGUCUUUAAGUAUCAACUGCAUGUCAGUAUGGUCACAUCAUAACAAGGAAUUUCUAUAAUACAUGUUCUAUGGCGGUUACUAGAUGUUCUAUAUUGAUUUGGUGGAGGAUUGAGUAUUAGUUACUGGCAAUGUGUUUAUGAACACUCUAAACACCAAAACAACUACAGCUCAAUGUAUUGGUCAUGGUGUAAAUAGACUGUCCUUCUACUCUCAGCAAAGCAAACACUGCUUUUUCUGAGAAAUGACAGUGCUUGCUUUGCUUUCUAAUGCCUCCUCCACUUCAUUCAGAGAGCCACUAGGGAGGCUUUCUGGGUUAGAUAGAGCAGUGUUUGUAGGACCGAUGUUUGUAUCUCAGAAUGGAGAUACUAAAUGCUUCCAAUAGAGAUGCAUUGAGUCAAUUUAUCUCUAUUAUUAUUGUAACUGGUAUUUAUAUAGCGCCAGCAUAUUCCGUAGCUCGAUGAGAAGAUGCUGAUUGCCACACAUGCCUAUUAGCCCACUCUUAGCGCUUCCCUAUGAAGAAGGAUAUGGUUGUCUGAGAUCAUAUGUAAUGAUUAUUUCGCCAGCCAAUAACUGCUACAUUAUGGCUCUAAUAAACAUGGCACAAUGGAUCUUCAGAAGUACUUUUAUUUGCAUUGUUUAUUUUUCUUCAAUUCCAAUGGUUGGUUAAAAUGUUAGUCUAAUCUUCCUUCACUUCUCUCAGCCAACCUGCAAUGUCAAGGUUCGAUGAAAUUAAUAUUGGUAAUGUUUAAGUAUACAUUCCACAUUCUCCAUAAAACUGGAAAGUGGGCAGUCUCAGUUUGCCAAAAAGAGCCCUGUUUUGUUUUUGUUUCCUGAAGAACUUGACUAAAACAUGGGAUGAUGUCCAAUUUACACCAUAACCACUACAUUAAGCUGUAGUGGUUAUGGUUCUCACCCUGACAGAUUUUGAUCAAAUUCACACAGCAGAAGCUAUUUUAGAGUGUAAAGAUGCAUGAUGCAAAAUAAAUAUUAGUGACAAAUAUACACUGGGAUUUAUUUUAAAAAAUGUGCAUGUGCCCAUUCAGGAUGAAGUUGUGCUUCUGAAUUUGCAUUUCUCUUUCAGGCUGCAGAGACAGGUACUUAGUAUGUGCUUCGUGGGCUUUGAAAGGCUACUGUGAAUCCAGGAGGCGUCCUAUGCAAAAAUAUUGCCCUUAUAGCUGUGAUUUCUGUUAUGGUAAGGUUUUAUUACCUGCAUUCUAUCAAACCUUGAUUGCUAUUAAAUUCUACUGAAUAUAGAGAAUGAGGAUUUUACCGUUUGUAUCUUUUCUUUUCUGCAGAUUUUCCAUUUCCAACCAAAAUGCCCACACCUACUCCACCCCGAACGAAAGUACGAAUGGUUCCCGAAGGUCGAAAUGUUACCUUUAGAUGUGGGAAAAAAAUUAUACAUAAAAAAGGCAAAGUUUAGUAAGUACAGUCCUUAUCAUUCUGCUGCCAAUCACUGCCCACUGCUUUAAAUCAGCCCACAACCCCUGUAUGCUAGUGACCAUGUUGGCUAUUGCACCCCUUGUCAGCCCUUCCAUGCUGUAUUACUAAGUAAUAUUUAUCGUUAUAAAGACACUUAAGAAACUGUGGGGUGAGAAUACAAUCAAAGGGAGGAUCAGGACUGCCUGACAGAUCGGAGUGAUAUUCUACUACUUGUAGACAUUCCACCAAACUAGCUGCUUGUGGGGAUUUGCUGCAAACAUAUUCCGCAAGUACAAGUGCUUAAUGUAGAGUGUCCGUUUAAAUGUCACAUACUAAUCAGGGUUUAUCAGGGCACUACUUAAAUAUACAAGAAAAAAAAAAAAAACAGGAAAAAAGUCAGAAUCAUUGUUGUCCUGUAAAAGCUUAUAGAGGCCAGUUAUAUUAAUAAUUUUCUGAUAGGUUAUUAUCUAGAGAAAACAAUUUAUGUCAUACUUUUUAUUUUUUAUUUUUUAAUGAAAAGUAUUCUUUUUACAUUACAUUAGCUUGGCUAGAUUUCAGUCAGGAAUUGAUGCAGUGAUGAAGCACAUACAUUGAAAGGAAAAUCAACUGCCCAGCCUGUAACCUAUGAAUUUGAGUGUAAAAAUAUUCUUCAUAAAACAAUUUAUGUUGAAAAAAAGUUGUUUUCUUGGGAUAACACUUUGUUUUCUCAACAUAAGUCAGAAAUUUUAAAAAAAUACAAAUACAUGGCCUCUCUGGGCUUCCAUGCGUCUUGUUGAUUUUGAGCAAAAUAAGCGAUUUUCAUAUUGAAUGAAUAUUUAGCAAAACAAACCAUGGAAGACUCACUUAAAUGUUUUCAUGGCAAAAGAAAUCCAUGCAACGUCUCAGUAAUAGGUUUGAAUAGGUUAUAUUAGUGUACAAUGUGUUACAUGAUUCUAGCCAGGUUUGCAAUGGUUUAAUUUGCCCUCUCUACCCACAGCUGGUACAAAGACAAAGAGCUUCUGGAGUACUCCUAUCCCGGAUAUCUCUCUCUCAAUGAUGACCACAUGAGUAUAAUUGCCAAUGCCAUUAAUGAGGGUCUCUACACCUGCAUUGUGAAGAAACGGGAUAGAGUACUCACAACUUAUUCCUGGAGCAUACGAGUGCAGGAAACGUAGGAUUGUGUUCUCCAUGCUCACAUCCUGCCCAAUUAAAUGUCAACUGUCUGGUUGGUAGGAUGCUGACAACAUACAUCAGAUACGUCCAGAUGUGCAUGGACAGGAGAGUUCCUUAAUGUAACUGGUCAUGUACAACAGCUGCUCAAAGCCUAAAGAAUCAAGUCUUUCCAUGUGUCAAGUCCGCACUUGAUACAUCUCCAAGCCCGUCCUUGAUACAUUUUAGUUAUUAAUUAGCAGCACUCUUGGUUCUGAUGGUAUUCUUUCAUUAAACAAAACAGAAAAAAUUAAUAAAAAUAAAGCUUUUGCACAUUAAUCCCUCACAAAAUGUAAUUUGCUAGGGAGGUACAAUACCCUUCACCAGGGUAGCAUUUUAGAUAAUUAUUGUUUUGUAUUCCGGUCUAGAAGUAGAUGAUAUUGGAUAGAUCCAAUAUCUCCAAGCAAAUCAGUGAAUAAUACAAACUUGAAGACAUCUUGUGUUUCAGUAAACGUGCAUUUUGUGCCCCAUUCCAGAUAAUAGCAUUUUAUUUUACUUUUUUUUUUAAUUAUACUACCUGUUAUUUAGAAUCACUGCUUUAGGGACAAAUAUUUGUCAGAAACUGGUGCUCCUUUGGGUUAAAGUUUUAAUUGUGAGACACAUUAAAUGUGUUUCUAGAUUCAUUGCACUUUAUGUAGCACUUUGUCCACAAAUAAUACGCAUUUUAAGCCUUGAUAUGUCUCUUCACGUACCAUAGUAGAUGUUAUGUUUUGUCAUCACACAACAUUAGAAAAAGCCUUACCUGAUUAAGAUACUCUGUAUUACACUAUUGGCAUGGCCUCCAGCAUGGUGCUAUACAGGUAUGUUACAUACGUGUGACUAAGCCUUCUUUAAACCUACUAUAACCAACCCGUUCCAUGUAGAUGAUUGUUCUUGGUCUCAUUAUGACAAUGGGAUUCAUUCACAAUACAAAGAAUUGUGGAGAACUAUCAUAGGUAUUGCAAAAUUAUAGCCAAAAUGACCAAGUUCUAAAUAAAAUAGUUAAUUUGGUAGGUUUCCCUUCCUCCCUCCCUUAAAGUCCUAGAUUAGUGAUUAGAUUGCAUGUUCGUUUGGGCCUCUGUUUAAUAGUGCUAGAAGUAUUAAUUGUGACUGUAUGUACAUCACUGUGGGUUUAAUGUAAUUUACUCUGUGCUGUGCAAUAGGGGCGUAAGGCCCCAGUUCAAAAAUUAGAGAAGGCCCUCAUUGUCACUCCUCCCUAAGCAAUACUUGUGGAAGCUGUGUGUGAUUGUGCGGUGGUUGACUGAGUAUAAUAUCUCUGUCUGAAUUUGGAGGAGUGUGAUUGUUUAAGAGAGAGAAGGAACACCAUAGAGAGCUGAAGAAGGAGUCAGAGGGAGGGAGGGAGAGAAACAGAGAAAUACAGGAAGGAAAGCCGAGGAGGGAGGUCGGAAUGGAGACAAACCAAAGAAAGAGAGACAAAGGGACAGAGAACUAGACAAGUAAAUUGAUACAGAGACAGAGAAGGAGGAAGCACGAUAGACACACAAAGAGGAGAGCCAGAUAACUAGAAAGUUGAAGAGAUAGAAAGAGAGAAGUAGAGCCAGCCUUAUAUGUGUGCAAGGAGAGAUCAGGCACAGUAUGAGCCUGAACCUUCUGCUGGGCUUCCCCUCUGCUGUCUGAAGGCUGUGGGCAUCUCAGGGACUGAGAGAGGGGCGCUUCCAGCAGAUUAGGAGGCAGCUCAGCCACAAUUCAUGGUCUCCACCCAGAAAGAUGGAAAGAGAAGUGAUAGGCAAUGAGCUCCGGCAUGAUCACUCAAUUGCCCUCCGUUGGACACAAACAAAUGAAGACGACCGCAGGAUCAUCCCCCACCUGAAACCAGUUGCUGUGUAAUUGGUUAUUUAGUAUAGUGAUGAUCAGGCAAUAUACUAUAUAACAUUUUUGCAAGAGGGAGCCCUUGACAGACGGGACUCAAGGGCCCAGUCGCAAUAGCCCCUGGAAGUUCCGCCAUUGCUGUACAAAACUUGUUACAUGCAGUGCAUGGAACCCACGGUAGGCAAAAAUACUCAACUAUAGCUCAUUGGUUAGCUCCUUAGUUGAGCUAGUGAGGAUUUCAGUGCUGUCUGUCUUAAUGCUAAGAAAUGAAAGCGAAGACUAGUGUUUACAACAUCAUGACCACAACUUUAAAUGAUAGUCAAACAACAUUUUGUUGCAGGAAAGGAGUCAUUCUGCCUCCCACGUUAGAUGCAAUAUGUAGGUCAGAUUACAUUCAACGACGUAUAAUAUUUAGGCUUAAACAAAUGUUUUCUCAGAAGCUCACCCUCCCAAUCUGUAGCGUUCCCUCUUUUGCACCAAAAUAUACCGCGGGAAGUUGUAAUUCUUGCUUUUUUUUUUCUAUUUGUAAUGUAAAGCUGCCAUUUCCCAGCUGUGCUGGGAUUUAUAGCAUCUGGUUUGUAAGCCACAUAGUCCUUCAUUAUUGGCGGUGUAACUUGCUGGUCAGGCAGAGCUCAGCGCAGUGCCUGUGGAAUUCCAGCAAGUGAAGGAACAUUUCAUUAUUUUCAGUUACUGGUUUUUAUAUAGAUCUUGAUAAAUCGAUUUAAAAAUAAAUGGAUGUUUAAAUGUUAUUUACGUUUUGUUCUUUUACCCCAGCUACUUUAUUUUCUGUUUAAUAAAAAAAAAAAAUUAAAAGCCCAAUUAUCUGACAUGGGAUGAAUAGCUAGCACCUAAAUAUAGGACAAAUUAACAAUGUUGUGUUUCAAUCACGAUGUAGGGAUUAAAAAAAAAUAAUGCCAAUUUGUACAAUUUUAAUGUAGUGUUUAAAAAUAUUAGAGAGAUAAGAUGUUCUGAGACUAUAUGGUAUCCCUUAACAAUAUUCCAGGUUGGAAAUUCAAUUGACAUAUAAUUAUAAAAUAACAUGAUUUACUGUAGCCUUUACAGUAAGUGUGGCAAAUAAAUAAAAAUGGACAAUUACCACGAUUAGAAGUAUUGAAAGGGCUUGGGUGCCAUAUUUUUAACCCAGCCUCCUAAAAAGUCGUCAGAAUAUAGAAAUGUCUGCAUGUAGGCAUAAUCUGCACAUAAAACAAAAUUUUAAAAAAGCGAUAUCUAACUUUUCGUACUAUAAAGGCAAUUGCAGACCGUCAUUGCAUCCUGUCAAGAAUGCCUGUAAUGCACUCACUAUGCAAAGAUAUGUGGUGCUGUUCUGCACAGUACUGACGGUAAGAAGAUUUUACAUUUUGCCUUUAUAGAAAAAACAAAAAACAAAAAGGCAUUCAUUAAACAAUUGUUUUUAAUUUUAUUUUUCCAAAGCUUUAGUAUUUGGUUUGAAUAGCUGCUGUAGCUAACACCCAUAUGCACAUUUGGAAGCAUCCACCUCCCAAAUAACUAUAAAAUCUUUUGAUAAGCACCUGUGCUCAGUGGAGUUCCUAACUUACUUUGAGAUUUUUCAAGAAUAAGAAGUAUUCUAAAACAAUGGCAGAAGACUAAGCAGACAAUGUAAACGGUUUGCAACACGAAAGUGAAACUCGUGGUUAGGGGGACUCCAAACUCUACAACACAUCAGAUACAUCCAACCCACAUGAACAAAAUUUACAGUGACACUGUACAAGGCUUUUGUUUAAAGUUAAAUACAGGGUAGUGGGAUAUUUGUUUAAAUGACCACAACCAAACCAAUAUCUUCUACCGAAGUCUUUACAACAAUAAUGGUUAAAAAACAAACAAAAAAAACUAGGGUGUGUGGUUAGGACUUCCAGAGGAUGUUCAAGAUUUUGGCGUGAGAGGGUAGAAGACAGAAAUUAGGCUUAGACAGAAGGUAGAGAGGCCUAAGAUACCUUAGACAGAAGGUAGAGAGGCCUAAGAUAUGGGUAAAGAAAUUUAGGCCAAGGUUUUUAGAAAGAGCUGGCCCCCAAACCAGUCCUCCAGUAGUAAAGUGAUCAGUGUCAAAAACCUUUGUAAAUGGAUCUUUAGAUAGCUGGUUCUAUUACGAUUAUGACAGGUAUAGAAUGGAUACUCAUUGGAUCUUCACGAAGUGGACAUUGGAGUAAAUUAGAGGCGGUGGGUAUGAUUACUCAGACUUCACAUAGAGAGGAAUCUGUAAAUCACAGUACUUGGAGUAAUACACCAGGGACAAUGGGUGUUGCACAAUUGCAAUCUGUACACAUGGCAAUGCUGCUUAAAAAAAUAAUAGAAUUUAAAAUAGAUUUGAUUCAGGUACAUUUUAACAGGAAUCCUUGAGAAAUGCCUACGGUGCUAUAGUUAAGCCUAUAACAAAAAACAUGAACAGGACAUUGAAGCUUUGCAUUUUAUAAUAAAGUAUGUAUUGUAUCAUAUUAAAUUUAUGGUGAAAUUCGGAAAAAUAAAGAAAUG